AUGUCGGAUCUCGAUGCUGACCUCUACGGCGAUUUGUACGGAAACGACGACGGCGACAACGAGCAGCCGCUAGAAGAGCACGACACAGGCGCGGACCUGUCAGCGGACACACCCGCCGUGAAAACGGAGGCGCACGAUACAGGCCUCGGGCACGGUGUCUCCUCAAAACCCGCUUCCUCAAGCGCGGAAAAGCCGCAUGCGAACGGCACCCAACAACAGCAACAUCAAGCCUCCACAACAUCAACGACAAAUUCGUCUGCUACAUCCACAGCGACUAAUGGCUCCGCACAGCAGCAACAGCAGCAGCAGCAGCAGCAAUACGCACAACAAGCGCCGCAGCAGAUCCCGACGUACGAGCAGCCCCUGCAGAACGACUACCGCGACUCGUCGGCGCCGCGCGGAGACGGCGGUCUCGGCGGCGCAGGGGGUGGUGGGUACCAGAAUAUGUCGGCUGGAGGCGAAAGGUCUGUGAGGCCGUCUGAGAUGAAAGAUGAAGGGUAA
This is a messenger RNA of Psilocybe cubensis, 501 nucleotides long. RefSeq lists its product as uncharacterized. The transcript has 2 exons. Lineage: Eukaryota; Fungi; Basidiomycota; Agaricomycetes; Agaricales; Agrocybaceae. The record is from RefSeq and is a predicted model, not a curated record. The coding region runs from base 1 to 501 and encodes 166 amino acids.